CCCUUCCAUUUCCCCCCUCCCCCUUAAUCUUUCCCUUCUUCCCCCCUCUCCUCUCUUCUUUUUAAUAUCUUCUAAUUAAUUAAUUACUUCUCCUUCCAACUACCAUUCUCCUUCAUCUACAUCAUAUCACCAUCAUCUCCAUUCCAAGAAACCUUAUCUUCUUCUCUUAUAUAUAUAUAUAUAAAUAUAUUCCAUCUCUCCAUUAACUUCAAUCAAUGAUGGCUUACCUUCUUCCAACUCUAACACUACUACUCUUAUUAUCACUACUACAAUCUUUAACAGAGUCCACCACCUUCACUUUCACUAACAAGUGUGCCAACACAGUGUGGCCCGGCGCGCUUUCCAACUCCGGCUCGGCUCCACUAGAAACCACCGGCUUCGAGCUGACACCCGGCUCAAGCCGCGCCAUCCAAGCCUCAACAGGCUGGUCAGGCCGUUUCUUCGCCCGCACCGGCUGCAACUUCGACUCCACCAACCACGGCUCCUGCGCCACCGCCGACUGCGGCUCCAACGAAAUCGAAUGCAACGGCGCCGGCGCCGCGCCACCAGCCACUCUCGCCGAGUUCACUCUCGCCGGCCCCUCCUCCUCCAAAGACUUCUACGACGUCAGCUUAGUCGACGGCUACAACGUUGCCAUGCUCGUCGAGCCUAGUGGCGGCUGCUCCGCCACCGGCUGCGCCGUGGAUCUCAACCGCCGGUGCCCGGCUGAGCUGAGGGUUGGUCAAGGUGAGGCUCAAGCGUGCCGUAGCGCGUGUGAAGCGUUUGGCACGCCAGAGUACUGUUGCAAGGGCGAGUAUGCUAAUCCUUCCACGUGUCGCCCAUCCGUGUACUCAGAGAUGUUCAAAUCAGCUUGUCCCAGAUCUUAUAGCUAUGCUUUUGAUGAUCCCACUUCCACUUUCACUUGCUCUUCCCCUGCUGAUUAUACCAUCACCUUCUGUCCUGAUUCCACUCCCAGCCAGAAAUCAACAAAGGAUGCAGCAACAGCAGCAGCAGCAACAACAACAACAAGUGAGCCAAAAACAAAAGGGGUGAUGUUGGAAGGAGAAGGUGGGGGGGAAUCAUGGCUUGCAAGCCUGGCAAUUGGGUCAGGGGCCCCAUCAAUUACAAGAGGGUUUUGGAUCUAUCAAGUUUCAUUAACUGCUGCUUCUCUGGUUUUGGUUCUGUUUUGCUUUUUCUUGUGACUUAUUGUGAUUAUUGUUAUUAAUGAGGACAUGAAGAUUCCUCUCUCAAGAUCUACCUCUUGUUUGAAUUGGAUUUCUCCUUUGUUUCUUUUCUCUACUAGUGGGUUUUUUAGAUUUUUAAUUUCUUGGAUCAAUAUUGUACUUAAAAUUAUAUUUAAUUAUAAGGUAUAUAGUAAAAGUUCUCAUCAA
Molecule: messenger RNA, 1370 nt
Organism: Dioscorea cayenensis subsp. rotundata (Guinea yam)
Lineage: Eukaryota; Viridiplantae; Streptophyta; Magnoliopsida; Dioscoreales; Dioscoreaceae
Product: thaumatin-like protein 1
Exons: 2
Coding region: 216-1181 (321 amino acids)
Biological process (GO): defense response
Cellular component (GO): extracellular region
Source: RefSeq, a predicted model, not a curated record